GAGCAGAGGACGGCUAGAGCGUUGCCCGCCGGAGCGGCUUUCCCUUCAUUAGUCCUCCUUCCCAAGAUGGCGCAAUCAGUUAAUAUCACGGAGUUGAGUCUGCCGCAGCUAGAAAUACUCAAGAAUCAGCUGGAUCAGGAAGUGGAGUUCCUGUCCACGUCCAUUGCCCAGCUCAAGGUGGUACAGACGAAGUAUGUGGAAGCCAAGGACUGUCUGAAUGUGCUGAGCAAGAGCAACGAGGGGAAAGAGCUACUCGUCCCAUUGACCAGUUCUAUGUACGUUCCUGGGAAGCUACAUGAUGUGGAACAUGUGCUCAUCGAUGUGGGAACUGGCUACUAUGUAGAGAAGACAGCUGAGGAUGCAAAGGACUUCUUCAAGAGGAAGAUAGACUUCCUCACCAAGCAGAUGGAGAAAAUCCAGCCAGCUUUGCAGGAGAAGCAUGCCAUGAAACAGGCUGUCAUGGAGAUGAUGAGCCAAAAGAUUCAGCAGCUCACAGCCCUGGGAGCAGCACAGGCUACUGCCAAGGCCUGAGCCCGUUGCAGAAAUGGGGCAGAGGGUAUCCUACUUUAGGAACCUGGGACUUCAUGGGCGUGGCUUUUGGUGUGGAGAAGAGAAAGGUUUUGUAUUUAAUGCUAAUAAACGUGUCAGCUGGGCCAGAA
Molecule: messenger RNA, 659 nt
Organism: Choloepus didactylus (southern two-toed sloth)
Lineage: Eukaryota; Metazoa; Chordata; Mammalia; Pilosa; Megalonychidae
Gene: PFDN5
Product: prefoldin subunit 5
Exons: 6
Coding region: 67-531 (154 amino acids)
Biological process (GO): protein folding; regulation of DNA-templated transcription
Cellular component (GO): prefoldin complex; cytoplasm
Source: RefSeq, a predicted model, not a curated record